UCCUCAGCCUGAUCACCAACUCAUCUCGAUUUCAAGUCCCCUCCUAUUUGUUGCUGCAAGAUGUCUGGUAGCAAUCCGCGCCGUGGCCGUGGCGAUGGGCAAUUGCCCUUUCACCCUAGAGGACGCGGCGGCUCGUAUGCGCGUGGGCGAGGUGACACAUCGUACAGAGGAGGCCAUGGCAGUGGUAGAGGUGGCUCUGCCCCGCAGGUCGUCGUCUAUCCACAGGAUGUCGCGCAGACUACACAACCCAAGCCUCAGGUGAAGAUUGUUGAAGACAAGACACAAGCUUCCAUUACGACAUCAAAUGCGGCCUCCACAUCCAUCCAUCCCCCGCGUCCAGGAUAUGGGACCAGAGGACGAGAGGUGGUUCUAUGGGCAAACUAUCUUGAGCUAACUGGAUACGAGAACCUUCUUGUGUAUCGCUACAGCAUCAGUAUCGCACCAGACCGCAAUGGCCGCGAGCCUGGCCCAAAGAAGAGACGUCGCAUCGUACAAAUCCUCUUAGAAGAAUACUUCAGCGAACGUAAAGCGGACGUUGUUACGGAUUUCCACUCCAACAUCAUCAGCAAAACCAAAUUGGCCCUGCAAAGUCCAUAUGCGGUGGCACAUCGUGGCGAUGGAGUCGACGACGUCCAGGCCAAUGCUACAAUCCAUCAAAUAGCGCUUGCGCAGAUCGGGGUCUUGAACUUGUCAGAACUGCUGGACCAUGUGACCUCCGAAGAUGCAGUCGCCGCACUCGCCUCAAAGGCAGAUUUCCUACAGGCUUUGAACAUUGUGGCUGGCCAUCAUCCCAAAGCAACACCCACUACCGCUGCGGUUGGCUCUAACAAACAUUACAACGUCAGUACAUCGUCUGAAAAGUUCGGUCUGGGGGCAGGAAUCAAUGCCAUUCGAGGUCUAUUCAUGAGUGUGCGUGCGGCCACUACUCGGAUCCUGGUCAAUGUGCAAGUGAAGCAUGGUGCAUUCUACCAGGAGGGACCUCUGGAAGGACUGAUAUUCUCAUUCAAACAAGAGAACGGAGCGGACAAGAACAAGUUGGAGGACUUCCUCAAAAAAUUGACAGUCAACGUCACCCACAUUCAGAGAAGAAAUCGCACAGGAGAAGUGAUACUUCGCAUGAAGCAGAUUUCAGGUCUCGCCACGCCCCGUGACGGAGAAGGGCAGCCGAAACGACCUAUAGUCCCAGAAUUUGGGGCAGGUCCCAAGAGCGUCAAGUUCUGGCAAGCAAGCGAAGGCGCAGGCGCAGGCGGCAGCUAUGUCACCGUCUUUGAAUUCUUCAAGAAGGCAUACAAUAUUGUGAUUCGAGAUCCCAACCUGCCCGUCGUCAAUGUCGGGAACAGACAGAAUCCAGUCUAUCUCCCAGCUGAAGUUUGUCAAGUGAGACCCGGGCAGCAUUUCUCAGCCAAAUUGAGUCCGAGUCAAACCCAGAACAUGAUUCGUUUUGCAGUGCGUCCGCCAGAGUCGAAUGCACGUUGGAUCACGACACAAGGCGCACAUCUCGUAGGGUUCGACAUUACAAAUCCGGUCUUGAAUAACUUUGGCCUCAAGGUCCCGCCGAAGCUCAUUUCGGUGCCUGGCCGGGUGCUGCAGGGUCCCAACAUCCAAUACUAUGGAAAGGACAUGGCUAAUCCUGGCUUUGGUAGCUGGAAUCUGCGGAACGUCCGCUUCGCGGCCACCACAGAAUUACCAUACUGGACAUACCUGGUGCUGUCGAUGGAAGGAACACAGCCCCCCUGGACCUCAGAAGCCGCGCUACACCCAGCACUUGACGAGUUCACGCAGAAGUUGAACGAAGUCGGCAUCAGGGCAGGGGCCCCUACCGCAGGGCAAAACGUUGUGCUGAAGCCCUCCUCAUUGGAGACCCAAAUCGACCAGGCCAUCUCGCUGUUCAUGCACAGCAAGACCAGAAAACCACCAAAGUUCCUCCUCGUCUUUCUGCCCCAUAGAGAUACGGGUAUUUACAAUCGAAUCAAACUCGCUUGCGACAUCACGGAAGGCUUGCUCAACGUCUGCACGGUAGCUUCCAAGUUUGUGAAGCCCAAUAACCACCAAUACUUCGCCAAUCUUGCUCUCAAGGUCAAUUUGAAAUUAGGUGGCCGCAACCACAGCAUCGACAACAGUAAAUUGGGUGUUAUUGCAGAAGGCAAGACUAUGCUUGUGGGGCUCGACGUUACUCAUCCAUCGCCCGGAUCUGUCCAGGCUGCGCCUAGCGUGGCUUCCGUGGUGGCAUCAGUUGACCGUUGGCUUGGGCAAUGGCCAGCUGAGCUGCUCAACUUACCUCCACGUCAGGAGAUGAUCAUCGGGCUCCAAGAGAUGAUCGUGAGUCGACUCAAGCUGUGGCAAAAAGUCAACAAGUCACUCCCUGACAAUAUCCUUGUUUACCGCGACGGCGUCUCAGAGAGCCAGUACCAACAGGUAUUGGAACAGGAGCUACCGCUCUUCAGGGCCGCAGGGAAGGCGUUGUACCCGGCAGACAAGACGAAGAAUGGCUAUCCUCGCAUCAGUAUCGUCGUGGUCGGAAAGCGCCACAACACUCGGUUCUACCCUACUCGCACAGAGGAUGCUGAUCGGUCGUCAAACCCACAAAAUGGAACCGUGGUUGAUCGGGGUGUCACCGAAGCUCGCAACUGGGAUUUCUUCCUGCAAGCUCAUACAGCAUUGCAAGGUACUGCUCGGCCAGCGCAUUAUUACGUCGUCCUUGACGAGAUCUUCCGCAGUCGCCCAGUCAAGCCGCCAUUCCAGAACACGGCCGACGCUCUUGAGGACUUGACACACAACCUCUGCUAUCUCUUCGGACGAGCGACGAAAGCGGUGUCGAUUUGCCCUCCUGCUUACUAUGCCGAUCUUGCAUGUGAGCGAGCUAGAUGCUAUUUGAGUAAGGUCUAUGAUCCGCAUUCUGUUGCGAGAAACUCGUCGAGCACCAGUACAACAUCGGCACAGCCAGAUGCAAGUGUAGUGAGACGGGUGCACCUGAACGUGAAGGAUGCCAUGUUCUACAUCUGAACCGUAGCAUGGGAUCAGAUAGCUUGGGCUCCUGGAUAAUGUGCUCAGCGCUGGAGAGGUUUCGAGAAGUCGAGAAGUCGAGAUAAGCAUUUUGGGACUGGGCUUCGACGCCGGACGACAUGGCGUUGGCUGAGAUGGGAUAUGUCGUGGUAUUUGAUGUACGGGGAAGGGAAUAAUAUUGACAUGGCCUUGGAUAAAGACAAAGAUCUUUGGAUUCAGAUGACAUGGGAAUGGGCGAGCUAAUGCCUGCUACGAAUAGAUAAGACAAGAGUAGCUCCCUCGAGAA
Molecule: messenger RNA, 3289 nt
Organism: Exophiala xenobiotica
Lineage: Eukaryota; Fungi; Ascomycota; Eurotiomycetes; Chaetothyriales; Herpotrichiellaceae
Exons: 4
Coding region: 61-3003 (980 amino acids)
Molecular function (GO): protein binding; RNA binding
Source: RefSeq, a predicted model, not a curated record